Lucilia cuprina (Australian sheep blowfly) is the source of this 4439-nucleotide messenger RNA. RefSeq names its product leucine-rich PPR motif-containing protein, mitochondrial (gene bsf). The coding region runs from base 101 to 4348 and encodes 1415 amino acids. Gene Ontology annotation, molecular function: protein binding. The transcript has 6 exons. The record is from RefSeq and is a predicted model, not a curated record. NCBI's taxonomy places the organism in Eukaryota, Metazoa, Arthropoda, Insecta, Diptera, Calliphoridae.
CACUUGUUUUUCGAUUUUCAGUCAGAUCUAACGUGUGUGUGUCGCAACGAAAAAUAUUCCAAUAAAUCAGUUAAAAAAGAUAUUUCAAUAAAAGAAAAACAUGGCUUCAAUAUUAAGAACCGGCAAAUUUCUACGUUACUUUGCUGGUUUCACUCGCAAUGUUGUGGUAAAUAGUGUUCGCGAUACAGAAAGUGGUACUCUCUUACAGAACACCUCAUGCAUGUGCACACAAUUUCAAAAUGGCUUUGCCAGUGGUUCUGCUGCUCCCAAAGCUGAUUUGUCUUUGGAUAAACAAUUGAAACGUUUGGAUAAAGAUGUUCGCCGCAUUGGACGCAUUUCCCGACGUGAUAUUGAGGAUGUCUUGGAGGAGAUACGUGUUACACGCUCCGCUACUAGCUCUCAAUCUCUACUGGUCAUUAGAUGUUGUGGCAAUUUAGUGCCCGAGGAAAUGCCUGAGGUGCGCACUGCUUUGGUACAAGAAAUCUGGAAAACUUUAAAUGCCCUUAACGUACCCAUGGACAUUUCCCAUUACAAUGCCUUAUUGCGUGUCUAUUUGGAGAAUGAACAUCAAUUCUCGCCCACUGAUUUUCUAGCUGAAAUCGAAUCAAAGUCAAUUGAACCAAAUCGUGUCACUUAUCAGCGUUUGAUAGCUCGCUACUGCCAACAGGGUGAUAUUGAUGGGGCCACCAGAAUUUUGGAAUAUAUGAGAGGCAAAAAUUUGGCCGUCAAUGAGGCCGUUUUUAAUUCGUUGAUUUUGGGACAUUCACAGGCCAAUGAUAUGGAGUCGGCUAAAGGUAUUUUAGGUGUUAUGAAACAAGCUGGCUUGGAGCCUAGUGCCGACACCUACACCACUCUGCUCUGCUGUUUCGGUCGUCAUGGUGAUAUUGAAAGCAUUAAUACCACCUUGGCCGAAUGUGAGAAAAAGGAGAUCCUUUUAUUAGAUAAAGAUCUCUUAGAUGUCAUUUAUCAUUUAACCGUCAAUGGUCAUGGUGAUAAGAUUGAUAGUUUACUCACCAAAUUCCAUAUGUCAACGGGAUUCAAUCAAGAUUGUGUCAAUGCCAUUUUGAGAUUGACCAAUAAAGGAUUCGAAGAUGUUUGCUUGAAAUUAUUGCGCAUUAUGCCCAGAGGCAAUCGGCCAGAUGGUCAAUCUGUGGAUGUGGGUAUAUUCUUUAUUAGACAAUUGGUUAAGGCCAAUAGACCAGUGGAAAAGAUCUUGUCCAUUUGCAAGACAUUACAGGAUGAAGGUUUAAACUCCAAGGCUUUGUUGAUUGCCACCGAGGCUGGUUUAACUCAUGGUUUGGUCAACAGCACUUUGCCUUUGUUAAAUGAAAUGAAGAAUGCCGGUUUACCCAUUAGACAACAUUAUUUCUGGCCUUUAAUUUGCUCCGUAGAACAUAAUCAAAUUAUCGAUAUUCUACGUAAAAUGCAAGACGAAUUUAAUAUUUCACCCUCGGCUGAAACUAUCAGGGAGUAUGUUAUACCCAAUUUAAAAGAAAAGAACUGGGAUAAAAUCAUUACUCUUUUACGUGAUGCUGGAGUUUCAAAUGGCACAGCCGCUGCCGCCGCCAGUUACACUGCCUUAUCGAACAACCAAAUCAAAGAGGCUGCAAAUAUUAUGGAAAAUUAUAGCUCCAUUUAUAAUUAUCAAAUCUUCCGUCAGCCUUUGAUACAAGCCUUUGGCAAAUCACAAAAUUACGAUGCCUUUGUCCGUUGUCUUCGCCAAUUGUACGAGAGUGUACAGAAGAAGGCUGCUCAAGGUAACACUACGGCCACUACCGCUGAAAAGUCCGAACAAGUUAAUGAGGAGCCAGAAGCUGUUAGCGAAACUGAGGAAGUGGUUGCCAAAACUAAUAAGGGUUCUGUUGACAUCGUGGGUGAUAUGUUAGGUGAUGCAACCACCUUCUUCCGCACCGAACGCGUUAAAAUGUUGGAGAAAUUGUUACCCAAGUUAGUGCAGCAAGGCUUCACCAUUAGUAGUCAAAAUGCAGCUAAACUGUCGGAAAAAUUAGGUUCAGAAAUGACUCCAAAUAUUUCGGAAUUGUUGGGUAAACUUAGCUCGGGAGAAUUGGAAUUAACUACUUUGAAUAAUAAUGGCAAGAAAAGGGGUAUUGAUACAUUAACUGUGGAGGAACUUGAACGUUUUAUUGCCAAUGUUGAGGCCAAAGGUGAAAACUCCAACAAUCUUAAACGUCACUUGUUAAAUGCCUGCUUCCGUAGUAAGAAUUUGGAAAAAACUCUCCAAGUUAUGGAGCGUUUAGAAACGGAGAAAUAUGUUUUAGGUUCUGGAACAUUUGCCCAAUUGAUUGAUUUGUACACCAGCCAUGGUCGUGUCUCUGAUGCUCUAGCCACUUAUGAAAAAACUAAAGCUAAAGAUGCCGAAUUUCAUUUGGACAAUUUGAAAACUGUCGGCAUUGUUGAUCUCCUUAUUAAGGAGGAACGUUUCGAUGAUGCUUUACAGUUCUUGGACAAGAACAAGAAGACACAAGCCGUAGCGGAAAGUGAGAACAAUUACAAUUAUGCUUCGAAAAUAUGGCGUAUUUUGAAUUCUUUGGCCGAAUCAGGUGAUGCUGAUAAAUUGCAAAAGAUAUUCAAUGCUUUCGUUCAAGGUAACUACGUUGUGCCCAAUAAUGUUUUGUUGGGUCCUUUGAUUAAGGUUCAUUUGGUUAAGGAUAACAUACCAAAAGCCAUUGAAGCCUUUGAAAAAGUUUGUGAAGAAUACAAAGCUACUCCCUGGAAAAAUGAAUUGGCUCGCCGUUUGAUAUUGACAGAAGAUGCAGCUAAUUUACAAAAGGUUACCGAUCUCAGUACCAACAUUCACGGUGAAAUUAACAGUUUGUACGAUUUGGUAUUCUCCUUUGUUGAAUGUGGACGCAUAAGACAAGCACGCAAGAUUUUAGAAACUCCCGGCUUACGUACACGUCCUCAUCGCAUUGACAAUGCAUGUGAACGUUAUAAGAACGAGGGUAUGGUGGAACCUCUAGAAGGCUUGAUUGAAGCCACCCGCGAUUUAAGUCACAUUGAUCGCAAUAAGAUUUACUAUAGUCUAUUGUUAAGCUACAGCAAGUCAGAGGAUGCUGAAAAAGCUUUGGGAUUGUGGACUAAAAUGCAAGAGGAAAGUAUAACACCCAACGAUGCUUUCCUCAUUAAAUUGGCUGAACUAUUAGAAUCCAAAAAUAUGACGGUGCCAUUUGUAGUGCCCCAAACUGAAAAGCAAAAGGCUAGAAAAACCAAAAUUGAAGCUGUAGCCAAAGCGGCAGAGAAUUCGGUCAAAAAACCAGCUGCUGCUGCGGCUCAACCCAAGCCUGUUUCCAAUUUAUCUCUAUUCCGUAAAGCAUUAAACACCAGUGAUUUAGAGGCAGCUCUUAACUAUAAGAACCAAUUGAAACCUUCCGAACAAGCCUCCAUUAUGGAUAUAUCGCAUUUGAUUGAACAAUUGGUGAGAGCUGAUAGACUCAGCGAAGCCACCAAAUAUGUUAAUGAACUUUUGGCCAACAAAGCGUAUCCCAUUCCCAAAAUCUUUAAAUUCUAUCUUAAUCGUGUAGCCAAUGCUGGUGAUUUGGAGACUUUAAAAACAUUAGGUGAUCAAUUGAAUGAUGACCAAAAACGUAUUGUCAGCUUUGAUAACCGCUAUUGUCAUGCCAACAUAGUUGCCGGCAAGGUAGAACAAUAUUUUAAGCAGCUAAAUGAGGAUAUUAACGCGGCCAAGACCCCCGAGGAAGUAACCAAAUUGGCCGAGAAAUUCCCCCGUGGAGGAGCUUUAGGCAUUUUAGACAAACAUCCUGAAUUGGUGGGACAAUUUGAAAAAUUAGCUGAAGCUUAUGCCAAACACAAUCAAUUGGGACCCAUGAAUGUUUUAUGGAUUCAUCACAUUUCUUCAGGCAACGAAGCAGCCUCCAAACAAAUUUGGGAAAAACAUCUUUCCAGUGCUCCUCGUCUAAUGUUCCAACGUGUUUUGCAAACAGCACGCGAACAGAACGAUGACAAAUUGGCCCAAAGCGUCAUUAGCCAAUUGAGAGAAUCAAAAAUUUCCGAGGGAGCCAUUGGCAAUGCCUACUCCUGUCUAAUUGACAUACAAACUGGGAAGGGUAAUGCUGACAAGGCUCUGGAAACUCUUAAAACCGCUAUUAAGGAUGUUUGCUUAGAACACAUUAAUCGCACUGCUUUGCAGCGUCUUAAGUCCGUAUUGGAAGCUGAAAAGAAGGAAUUCCCCUAUACAAUACCCGAAAAGAAGCCUACAGCUGCUGGUAAAUCUGUAUCUUCAUCCUCUUCCAGCCAGAGUAGUGAUGAUGAUGUAACACCCAAACGACCAGAAACUAAACCUACGAAGCCUACGAAAAAAGACGAAUAAGUUUAGUUUGUUUUUUUUUAUUUGACUUAAGUUUUAUUAUUCAUUAAGGUUUCGUUUGCUUGUUUUUUAGUUUCAAAGAAAAAUUUAAAAC